GGAUAAAGUUGAAUCAAGACUUCACGACACUAAUAUAAACAACAACUUUACGGCAGUGAGUAUGGCGUCUCACUUCAGCGGUGUCCUGCAGCUGACGGAUCUCGACGAUUUUAUCACCCCGUCGCAGGAAUGUGUCAAACCAGUCAAAGUAGAGAAGAAAAAAGGUAAAUCUGUGGCCAAAAUACAGAUAGAGGAUGAUGGAAGUUAUGUGCAAGUCAACCAGGAUGGAGGAAAACAGAAGCUGGAGAGAGCAAAGAUCACGCUAAACGACUGCUUGGCCUGCAGUGGCUGCAUCACUUCAGCCGAGAGCGUCCUGAUCACGCAGCAGAGCCACGAGGAGCUUUUAAAAGUGCUGCGGAACAACAAGACCAAAGAGACGGAGCAGAAGACUGUAGUGGUGUCGGUAUCGCCCCAGUCCAGAGCCUCCCUUGCAGCACAUUACAACCUCAGCAGUAGCGAGGCUGGCAGAAAGCUUACUUCUUUCCUCAAAGGCCUUGGUGUUCAUCAUGUGUUUGACACCAGCUUCAGUCGAACGUUCAGCCUGCUGGAGAGUCAGAGGGAGUUUGUGGAUCGUUUCAGUCGGAAACAACAGGACAGCAAAGCCAUGCCCAUGCUGACAUCCGCCUGCCCAGGAUGGAUCUGUUAUGCAGAGAAGACUCACGGCGACUAUAUUCUCCCAUACAUCAGCACCACUCGCUCUCCACAGCAGAUGAUGGGCUCUCUGGUGAAAAGCUAUUUUGCUGAACAGCAGGGUCUUAGUCCACAGCAGAUCUACCACGUGGCUGUGAUGCCCUGCUUCGACAAGAAACUCGAGGCAUCACGCUCCGACUUCUACCUGAGCAAAGCCGAGACCCGAGAAGUGGAUUGUGUCAUCACUUCAGGAGAGGUUCAGAAAAUGUUGGAGGAGCAGAAUGUGUCUCUUUCUGAUGUUGAGCCUGCAGCCCUGGACACAAUGUUCAGCAGUGUGUGUGGGGAUGAGUUCCUGAGCCAUGCUGGGAGUGGUUCGGGAGGUUACCUCCAGCAUGUGUUCACGUAUGCUGCCAAGCAGCUGUUUGGGGAGGAGGUGAAAGAACUCACCUACAAGACGCUCAGGAAUAAAGACUUCCAGGAGGUGAGACUGGAGAAAGACGGUGCCGUCCUGCUGUGUUUCGCCUCAACUUAUGGCUUCCGCAACAUUCAGAACCUCGUGCAGAAACUCAAGAGGGGAAAGUCGCCCUACCACUUUGUGGAAGUUAUGGCCUGUCCGUCAGGCUGUCUAAAUGGUGGUGGGCAGGUGAGGCCUUCAUCCAGUCAAAACCAAAAGGAGCUUCUCCAACAAGUCGAGGAACUCUACAAGGCAGAGCGUCCCCUGUUGCCAGAAAACGACACCCGCGUGGCUGAGUUGUAUGAAAGCUGGCUUCACACCCUGGGAGCAGAGAGAGCCAAAGAGCUGCUACACACACAGUUCCACGCUGUGGAGAAAAUGACCAACGGGCUCACUAUAAAGUGGUGAUCUGUGCUCUUGUCUAGCCAAGAUGAUGUUUGCAGACUUGUAAUUUUGCAUUCAGCUUUGGUCCUGACAGAGAUGCACAUUUUUGAUUGUUCUUUUAGGUCUUUUUUUUUCUGUGGGCCUAGUAGGGUGGAAUACCAGAUUAUAAACCAAUGCUUCUGCACUGAAUAAGUGCAACUGUCUACCCGUUGUCCUCUUAAUUAGCUAGUGAUGUAUUUUGUGUGGAACCUGUUACACUCUAAACAUGUCAUUUCCAAUCAUAAAUAGGUAAAAUAUGAUCACUCUUUGUUAAUUUGUGUUAUUUAUGUAAAUUUGCGCAGUUUGAAAACAAAAUAAACAAUUAUUUAAUUA
Xiphophorus couchianus (Monterrey platyfish) is the source of this 1840-nucleotide messenger RNA. It is a transcript of the gene ciao3, whose product is annotated as nuclear prelamin A recognition factor-like. Lineage: Eukaryota; Metazoa; Chordata; Actinopteri; Cyprinodontiformes; Poeciliidae. The record is from RefSeq and is a predicted model, not a curated record. The coding region runs from base 62 to 1492 and encodes 476 amino acids. The transcript is spliced from 11 exons.